This is a messenger RNA of Gekko japonicus, 906 nucleotides long. Its product is annotated as ficolin-2-like. The transcript has 3 exons. The record is from RefSeq and is a predicted model, not a curated record. NCBI's taxonomy places the organism in Eukaryota, Metazoa, Chordata, Lepidosauria, Squamata, Gekkonidae. The annotation marks the transcript as partial.
GUAUUCCAGAGACGGACCGAUGGCUCUGUGGAUUUUUACCGGGACUGGAACUCUUACAAGAGAGGAUUUGGAAGCCAACUCACUGAAUUCUGGCUAGGGAAUGACAAUAUUCACCAAUUGACCUCACUAGGAGAAAAUGAGCUGCACAUUGAUCUCACUGAUUUUGAGAACAAUCACACUGUGGCCAAAUAUGAGACCUUCAGCGUUUCAGGGGAGGCAGAUCAGUACAGACUGGGACUUGGAGCCUUCCUUGAGGGCACUGCAGGUGAUUCACUCACUUCCCACAACCGCAUGCCUUUCUCCACCAAAGACAGACAACAGGAUCCUAGCAACCGAAAUUGUGCAGUGACUUACAAAGGAGCUUGGUGGUACAAAAACUGCCACAACAGCAACCUCAAUGGGAUGUACUGGCUUGGGUCUCACUCCUCUUUUGCUGAUGGUGUGAACUGGGAUUCUGGCAGAGGGUUCUACUAUUCCUACAAAUACUCAGAAAUGAAAUUCAGGCCCCGGGAAUAGUCAAAAUUGGUGAGAGACAGCUGUCUCUUCAACUGCAUUUGAGAAAAGACAGUUUUCCUAUUCCGUGCCAGGAUUAGGAAAUGCAAAGUAGACAUCUUACAAAUCCUCUGUUUUAAUAGUGCUUCCUCCAUGGGAAAGCACUUCUGUCGUAGACUAAUGAAUACAGUGGCAAAAGGUUCAGUUGGGAUUUUGUGCCUCUGACAUGCAAAUGUCUUGAGCCAGCUGGAAUCCCAACCAAGCCAACAUCUUCACAUGUUAGUUCAUACAGACACAUAUCUCUAGUAUGCCUGCUGAGCAGAAAUGAACGACUCUUUGAUAGUAUAAGGAUUUUGGUUUAUUAUUCCGGCAGCAUUCACAACAAAGUUAAAUAAAAUCAUCAUAUUGUAAUGU